ACACAUUCAACUACAACUAGCAAUGGAGACAUUUUUAAAAACAAAAAAUGAAGACAAAAGUGGUACCAGUCCCCUCCAAAAGAUUACAAUAUUACAUAAAUACAAUCCUGACUUCAAGUACGGCUUUGUAAAUGGAGGAAGCGAGGCAGUGCCGUGAGCCCAGUAUGUGGAGUGAGGUCUGACGCUAUCUAACGCUUUAAAAGUAAUAUCGAAAUAUUGUUAUUUUUUUAUUAAUAAGCCUGAUUUAAGCCUUCAAAUUUUUCUUGCUUGAUUUGUUCCAUGAUUUAGUAACAAAAGGUAAGAUAGGUUAAUAAUCUUUGUGAAAAUGUCAUAUUAUUCAUGAAACUUGAUUCAGGUUUUAGCUUGUUAGCUUCUUAGCUAGUUAAACUGUGUGGAUUUGAUUUAUGAGUAAAAACAAAUUAAUGAGCUCAAUUAAAUCUAUACAGUGUUAAUAUUUAGUAGCAAACUCUGAUUUAGUAGCAAAAGUUAAGAUAGUUUUAAUAAUUUUUGUGAUAAUGUCAUGUUAUUAUUCAUGAAACUUGAUUCAGGUUUUAGCUUGUUAGCUUGUUAGCUAGUUAAACUGUGUGUGGAUUUGAUUUAUGAGUAAAAACAAAUUAAUUAGCUCAAUUAAAUCUAUACAGUGUUAAUAUUUAAUGGGCCCCGGGCCACUCUGAUUUAGUAGCAAAAGUUAAGAUAGUUUUAAUAAUAUUUGUCAUCAUGUCAUGUUAUUAUUCAUGAAACUUGAUUCAGGUUUUAGCUUGUUAGCUUGUUAGCUAGUUAAACUGUGAGUGGAUUUGAUUUAUAAGUAAAAACAAAUUAAUGAGAUGAAUUAAAUCUAUACAGUGUUAAUAUUUAAUGGGCCCCAGGCCACUCUGAUUUAGUAGUAAAAGUUAAGAUAGGUUUAAUAAUAUUUGUGAUCAUGUCAUGUUAUUAAUAAAUAAUAAUAUUAAAUAAUAAUUAGGAAUAAAGUCCUAAUUAUGAGAAAAACGUUACAAGAAAUAUUUGGAAAAUAAAUUGAAAAAAAGGUAUAAUUUUAUAAGAAUAAUGAGAAAGGAAAAUAUAAAUAGAAAACAGUCACAUAAGAAGUAGAUAGGCCUACAUGAGAAAUAAUAAUACAAAUAUUUACCUAUGAAAAUAAUAAAUCACGCAUGCAUCUUCAGGUAGGUUACUGUCCACUGCAGGACAAUAUACGGUAAGUUAUCAAACAAAAUAAUAUCUUAAAGCAAUGACCAUCUAUACUGCUUUUCUGUUAUGUGAUUAGGCCUGUUCCUUCAGCUGAACAUGCUUUCAUGCUAAUAAGGUCCUGGGCCUUGGUUCUGAGGGAUCUGGUUCUGAGGGAUCUGAGGAUUAAUAACACAUCCAGAUUCAAGGCCCACACAGACACACUCCUCGAGUGCCAUGUCAUCAUCCAGGCAGAUGGAGCACGGGUUCAGGCUUUCUCCAGUAUUCACCAUGACUACAUAUUGGCUGCAUUCACACGCAUAUCGCUGACGGAUGACGACUUCUUAAGGAACGGAACGUUGUGGUAUCGGAAGAAUAAGCAGUAUGAAUACACACAGGCUGUCUGUGAAAACAUGGACCGAGGAGGACAGUGACCGUGCUGACAGCACACUUAGCAGAGGACAGUCCGUGUGUGAUGACACUUCCUCAGAACUACAGAGGAUGGCAGCCAUUGAUCGGCGAGACAUCAACUCCCAGAAUUCCUUUCGCGGCCAAGGGGCUCUGUCCAGGAUUGUCAACAUGGUGAUGACUCUGAGGGAAUGGGCUCAGAAGAGCAUGGCCGAGGAGGUGGAGAGGCCCGAUUCUUUUCUGGAGCGUUUCCGAGGCCCCGCCCACACGGAUAUACAAGCUCCGCCGAGUCGGUUUAGUCACAGCCGCAAUGGAUCUGAAACGGGGAACGAAAUGAGACGUACUCGAAAAAAGAGGACAUGCAACAACGUCAUAUUAUCACCUUCGGAUGAUGUGUACUACCACUGGCUGAUGGUGAUUGGGCCUGCUGUUUUUUAUAACUGGACCCUCUUGGUAGUCAGGGCCUGUUUUGAUGAGCUGCAGAUGAGGAACGUUAUGGUGUGGCUGGUCAUGGACUACAUCUGUGAUGGAAUCUAUAUCCUGGACAUAGCUGUUCGUCUCCACACUGGUUUCUUGGACCAGGGAUUGAUGGUGAAAGACAGCCAGCGUCUGAGGGAAACCUAUGUCCGAACUUUCCAAUGUCAGCUCGACAUCUGCUCCAUCCUUCCGACCGACCUCUUGUACUUGACUUUUGGAGUUAGUUACACCCCCCUUCUUCGCUUCAAUCGACUGCUGCGUCUACCGAGGCUGUUUGAAUUCUUCGAACGCACCGAGACAAGAACGGGCUACCCUAAUACUUUCCGCAUAUGUAAACUUGUAGUAUACAUCCUAGUGAUCAUUCACUGGAACGCCUGUGUGUACUACAGUUUCUCCAAAGUCCUCGGACUGGGUUCGGAUUCUUGGGUGUAUCCCAAUGCUUCUGAUCCGGAGUUUGCUUCGCUGACCAGAAGUUACAUUUACUGCCUGUACUGGUCAACGUUGACACUAACCACCAUUGGCGAGACGCCGCCUCCCGUCAGAGACGAGGAGUAUCUCUUCCUGAUAUUUGACUUUCUGGUUGGCGUCCUGAUCUUCGCCUCCAUUGUAGGGAAUGUCGGAUCCAUGAUAUCUAACAUGAACGCGACCCGAGCGUCCUUUCAGGCUCGCGUCGAUGCUCUAAAACAUUACAUGCACUUCAGGCAUGUCAACAAGGUGCUAGAACAGCGUGUGAUUCGUUGGUUUGACUACCUCUGGACCAAUCAGAAGACAAUAGACGAACAGGAAGUGCUAAGGAGCUUGCCCAGUAAACUGAGAGCGGAGAUCGCUAUCAAUGUUCAUCUGGAUACAUUGAAGAAGGUACGUAUUUUCCAGGACUGUGAGGCAGGGCUCUUGGUGGAGUUGGUGCUAAAACUUCAACCGCAGGUUUUCAGUCCGGGUGACUACAUCUGCAGAAAGGGAGACGUGGGUAAAGAGAUGUAUAUAAUUAAAGAUGGCCGCCUGGCAGUGGUAGGGGAAGACGGCGCUACCCAGUUAGCCGUUCUCACAGCAGGUAGUUGCUUCGGAGAAAUCAGCAUCCUGAACAUCAGCGGCAGCAAGAUGGGGAACCGCCGUACGGCCAAUAUUCGCAGUCUGGGAUACUCGGACCUUUUCUGCCUUUCCAAACAAGACCUGAUGGAUGCACUGCAGGAGUUCCCCCACGCCAGGGCCCAGCUGGAGCAGAGGGGUCGGGAUAUCCUGCUGAAGGAGGGGCUCCUGGAGGAAGUCAGUGUGUCUGCGGGGGAGGAGCUGGGGGAGAAGGUGGAGAGGUUGGAAACCGGUCUGGAUCGGCUGCAGACAAGCUUGGCACGUCUUCAGAGUGAGUUCAACUCUUCUCAGCUUCGGAUGAAACAGCGAAUCACAGCCCUUGAACACAUCACCACGGCAACCACCGGAAGUGGUUUUCUGUCGGACACAGACUGCAACGACAGCGCCUCCGGUGGUGACGGAAUGCGGAGCGAAAUCAAUAUUCGCCUCUAAAUGACCUUCAGUAC
Doryrhamphus excisus (bluestripe pipefish) is the source of this 3578-nucleotide messenger RNA. The record is from RefSeq and is a predicted model, not a curated record. NCBI's taxonomy places the organism in Eukaryota, Metazoa, Chordata, Actinopteri, Syngnathiformes, Syngnathidae.